AUGGAGAACAUAUGUAUGAAUGCCCGAUCAUUUGUAAAACCGUUACUACACGCCGCUAAGUACCCCCACUGUUACAUAAAUGGCGUUUUUUUGGCGGAAUGUCCUAAACAAAAAGAUGGUAAAGUCGUCCUGGAAAUUAAAGACUGCAUUCCGUUGUUUCAUAGUCACCUGACGCUUGCACCCAUGCUGGAGGUGGCCCUCAUCCAAAUUGAUGCAUAUUGUCAGUGCAAUGAUUUAGUCAUAGCCGGAUAUUACCAGGCUAACGAAGUUAUAUUUGAUAAGAAUCCCACGAACAUAACCUAUAGAAUAGCAGAAAAGGUUAAAGAUAAUUUUAAUGAAGCCUUUUUUCUUAUGAUCGACAAUGAGAGACUUGCAGAUGAUGAUGGUGAGAAUGCAUACAUCCUGUACAACAAUUAUGAUGGCAAGUGGAAAAAAGUCCUAAUUGAGAAGGAUGUGAUUGAUGUGGCCCAGACACUUAUACAGACAAAAGCAUUCAGGGAUGUGAUAGAUUUUGACAACCACUUAACCGACAUUUCGUUGAAAUGGCACAACCCUCAAAUCAAUGAACAGAUCGAACAGUGCAUUUAG
Helobdella robusta is the source of this 588-nucleotide messenger RNA. RefSeq lists its product as hypothetical. The transcript is spliced from 5 exons. The record is from RefSeq and is a predicted model, not a curated record. NCBI's taxonomy places the organism in Eukaryota, Metazoa, Annelida, Clitellata, Rhynchobdellida, Glossiphoniidae. Gene Ontology annotation, cellular component: EMC complex. Bases 1 to 588 code for a protein of 195 amino acids.